UUUUAAUUGGGACUAAAACAGUAGGAGCGAUAACUCUUUGAAUAAAACUGUCACCAAAUCAACGAUACCGAGUUUUCGUGGAUUAAAAGAAAAUGCUGCUCUGAAAUCGAGGACGUGGUCCUGUUAGUAGAUGGUAAGCAAAGGUCAGUUUGUACAGUCAUCAUCACCGAUGAAAGUUCCACGAGAAAACAGAAAAGUGGACAAGACGAGAGACAGUUGUUGCAAGCUAAUUAAGACAACUAAAGUGCAGUUUCUGUACGGCCGGAGUUCAAAUCUUUUACUGUACAGCGUGUUAUCAUAAAGAAGUCUAUUUUUUUGGUGUUUUCGAAAGUCAGUCUUAAAAUCAAGUCAUCUCCUCUGAGAUUUGGUAUUCAGACUCGGUUCCGCUUCGUUACACAUUGGUCAUUCCUUGAAUACUUAUUGAUACCAUGGCUAGCGAAAGAACUCAGCUGUUGGCAAGUGGCAAUAGCUACCGUCGUCCAAGCCUUCGGGGCAAUGGUCAGAUGGAUAGCAGCGAGGACUACCAAGGGGAGAUAAUAAAAGACGAAGUGUCACUGUGCUGCUCAUAUCGUCUGGGAGUCAUCAUCUGCUGCACCUUCGCCAUGACCAUAACUUUUGCAGUGCAGGCCAGUAUGAGCUCGGCAAUGGUCUGCAUGCUGGAAGAUCCGAUAGAGGACAUUCCGCUGACCAACGGCUCAAACUGGACGCUUUUAGAAUACAAUCAUACAGAUAUAAACCAGACUGGCCAGGAGUGGAAAUUUCCAUGGGACAAAACGUCUCAAGGCUGGGCGCUGUCUUCUUUCUUUGUUGGGUAUUACGUGUCACAGCUCCCAUCGGGCAUCGCCUCAGCCAGAUUUGGAGCCAAGAAAGUUGUGGUGCUGGGACUAACACUGACAGCCGUCUUUCAACUGUUGACUGUUCCUGCUGCAUACUAUGGACUGGGUUGGCUAUAUGCUGACAGAAUUAUUGUUGGAUUUAUUGACGGGUUUUUGUAUGCACCUACAUUUGCUUUAGUGGGCCAGUGGACACCUCGCCAUGAGACCAGCCUUUUGUUUGGUUUAGUUGGAAUGGGUAUGGAGCUUGGUGACAUGGUUUCCUUCGGUAUCUCUUUGUUCGCUUGCGAACUUCCUAUACAAGGAGGAUGGCCUUUUGUUUUCUAUACAAUGUCUGCCAUUGGCCUCGUGCUGGCAAUAUUCUUUGUUCUAUUUGUCUCUGACUCACCAUUUGACAACAGACUUAUGUCUGAAGCCGAAGUUUCUUUCAUUGCCAGCUCCAUUCCAAAAGUUGAAGAGAAAUCAGCAAGAGCUUUGGCCAAAAUUCCUGUGAAAGAAAUUUUGAAAUCCAUGCCUGUUUGGGCAAUAGUUGUGUCUCAGAUUGGCUCUGACUGGAUGUACUACUGUAUUCUGACAGUCUCACCCACAUAUCUAAAGGAAAUCAUUAAGCUUUCUAACUUAGAGAUUAAUUUAUUGUCUGGUGUACCAUUUUUGUUUAUCAUCCCAACUAUCUACCUCUCUGGAUAUAUCAGUGAUAAAGUUGUCAUGAAAGGAAUGCUGUCUAAUACAUCAGUCAGAAAAAUUAAUGACGCCUUUUGUAAACUGAUACCUGCUGGUGUGGUAAUAGCCCUGGGAUUUCUCCCUGAGGGAUACACCGCUGUGGCUUUUGUUCUGAAUGUUAUAGGAGACACUGCCUUGGGCUUUGCCUAUGUUGCCUGGAUGGCCAACCCUGUAGACCUUGCCCCAGCAUAUACUGGAUUCAUUGUAGGAAUAUGUGAGGUGGGUGCUGUGUGGGUGGCCAUUGUGGUCCCUAUUCUUGUGGAUACUAUUACUGCAGAUAAAUCCCGAGAAAAAUGGCAACUGGCUUUCUACAUUACUGCUGGGAUUCAGGUGUUUUGUUAUAUUUUCUACAUUAUCUUUGCGUCAGGAGAAUUGCAGCCUUGGGCUUUUAGCACUUAUAGCAAAGUAGGCUAUGAUGACCUAGAUAAAGGGGAUAAAGACAGUAAGUUGAAGACACACGAAGGCAGUGAGAGCUCGAUUGACUCCCUGUACAAGGAAAAGAGAAGAGCAGAGGAGGAAGAGAAGCAGAGACUCAUCACCUCACUGUCUUUAUCACUUGGAGGCUUCCGGGGUACAAGCUCGUACGAACGUGAAAUGGCUGAAGAGCAAAGAAGGAGAGCUCAUUAUAAUUCUGACAUGAGCUCAGCCGUGACCUACUUUGGGCCAGCCCAGGCAGACACCAAGCUAGAGUCAGGUUACACUGAAACAACGUUUGAAGACAUCGGUCCGAAGAAUAAUGGCGUGUCGAUUGGGGUCCAGGUUAGUUUUGACGACCGCACGGGCUUGACAAGUUCAACGGAAGAGGGAAGUUUUGAGCAAAGCUACUUGCUGAAAAAGAGCCGAAGGAAAGGUCAAGGUGAAGUCAGCAGACAUCAGCCUUCCGAGGAUAAAUUGUUAUCUGUGGCUGUAGGUGUGGCAUCCUCGGCGUUCGUUGACAUGAAACCACAGCAACAUCUGAUGAAUGCUGAACAUACAAGCAGCAUUAUGGCUGAAACUAUUUCUGAUCCUGAGACCUUAAGGCAUAAGGAGCCAGUCGCUGUUAAUAACCUGAGCUUAUGGGAAGAAAUACAUCAGGCAGAGGGCACCAGCAGCCAUGCCACUGACCCUGUCCCCAUCAAGAAGAGAAGGAGCUUCAUGAGCCGGCUUUUCAAACUUGGUCGGAGUGCUAGCAACCCUGACCUUGAAGCUAAAGACAACGCAGGCUGUGAUGAGAUAGACGGGGCUGCGGUUACUGUUCUUGACGGAGAAAACUGGACAACAAAAAGUUUUGACAGCGGCAAGAAGAAGACCAAGGGAGACAAACAUUUCUCUUGAAAGAGUCGUCAAGUUUUUGUUUCAAUGUAUACUUUAAAUUUAUAAUAAGUCUUUCUCUGUUAUAGAAUUAAUGUUUUUUUAAUUAGCUGAUACUAAGAACCUGAAUAAAAUCUAUUCCAUGCUUUUCAAUUAAUGAACUACUUGAUGUGUUAACCAAUGAUAAUUUUAAAUGUUAUUUUAAGCAUGUGCGUACUCAGUAUUAUUUUAUGACAUUAUACGACAAUGAUUUUAUUGACACUUUGUUUCAUAUGUUUAUAUCCUCAGGCUACAUUGAUAGAUUGUAUCUAUUUGUACACUAAUCAUUUUUAUGAUCAUCCAUUUCCUUACUUUUAUGUUAAGGACAGAAACAAAUAUUGAUAGACAAAUAUUCAACUAAUAUAAACUUGUUUUCAAUUGAAUAUAAAAAUUGUAAAUAAAAUAUUUUUUUAUCAUAUUUGUAGAUUUUGAAAUACACAAAAGGGUAAAUGGAAUUUUUUUAUGAUUGUCAUUGAAAUAUUUAUUUUCAUUUUGGACAAACAUGAUCUGAUCAACAUGCUAAUUAAAAUAAGGUUAACAAUUACAAUUCACUUACAUUUUUGGGAUUGAAAUUUUAUCAAAAUAUUUUUUUACAAGUAGAAUAAAAAAAAAUCAUAAUGGCUUUUAUAUUAUUUUACUAAAAAUAACAUUCCCUGACAUUGCAUAUCAUUUCUUCUAGUUUGAUGAUUUUGUUUAAAAAAUAAGAUAAUUGUUAAAAAAUGUGUGUAACCUUAUUUGAAUGUAAUCAUCUUUCAUGUUUUGUAAAUCCUCAAUUUUUGUUUGUGUGAUUGUGUAAGCUUUAUACUGCCUUGCAGUCUGAAUGUUAAGUAAUUGUGUAGUAACUUAUUUGGUGGAAUGACUUGUUGCUAUUGUUACAGAUCAUUCACCAGCCAGGUAAUCUGUUCACUUUUGACCUCCCUUUAAAGUAAAGAAAUGAUGAUAGUUUUCAUUUUUGUUGAAUAUGUUGAUAUGGUAAUUGUUGAAUAUGUUGACAUGAUAAUUGUUGAAUAUGUUGAUUUGUUAAAAUAAUUCCAUGACUAUUUAGUCUUUCAAUUAAUUUGACUGAACCAGUUCCCUUUCAUUUAUAUUUAGUGGCAAACAACUCUGCUUAUAUUCAAAUACAACGUAAUGAUGCAAAAUUGCAAAGCCAUAUCUUGUAAUGUCCCACCUAUCAUACCUGGUCAUGUUAAAUGUGCACUGCAUUGUUCUUUGGUUGUCUCGAUGGUCAUGGGUUCAUACCCUGCCAGCUGCUGAUCCCCCUGUUGUCCAGCAUAUUAUCUUGAACUCUGAUGGAACAUCCAGAGCAUGUCAAACAUUUU
Messenger RNA from Biomphalaria glabrata, 4201 nucleotides. Its product is annotated as sialin-like. Gene Ontology annotation, biological process: transmembrane transport; monoatomic anion transport. NCBI's taxonomy places the organism in Eukaryota, Metazoa, Mollusca, Gastropoda, Planorbidae. The transcript is spliced from 13 exons. The record is from RefSeq and is a predicted model, not a curated record. Gene Ontology annotation, molecular function: transmembrane transporter activity. The coding region runs from base 429 to 2867 and encodes 812 amino acids.